Messenger RNA from Cornus florida, 915 nucleotides. Its product is annotated as mitochondrial import receptor subunit TOM20-like. NCBI's taxonomy places the organism in Eukaryota, Viridiplantae, Streptophyta, Magnoliopsida, Cornales, Cornaceae. The transcript has 6 exons. The record is from RefSeq and is a predicted model, not a curated record. Gene Ontology annotation, biological process: protein insertion into mitochondrial outer membrane. Bases 96 to 704 code for a protein of 202 amino acids. Gene Ontology annotation, molecular function: protein binding. Gene Ontology annotation, cellular component: mitochondrial outer membrane translocase complex.
AUACGCAUACACCGCCUUCACCGCAGACAAGCUUCUCUAUUCCUCCUCGGUGUGUGAAACAGAGAGAGACAGACAGAGACAGCGAGAGACAGGAGAUGGAUUCGGCGCAAAACGAUCUAGAGCGGCUGAUGCUAUUCGAGCAUACUCGUCGGACUGCUGAAGCCAGCUACGCUAUUAACCCUAACGACGCCGAUAACCUAACUAAAUGGGGAGGGGCAUUGCUCGAAUUAUCCCAAUUUGGAGAUAUAAAUGAGUCCAGGAAGAUGAUUAAAGAGUCCAUUUCAAAGCUAGAGGAGGCAUUGGUAAUCAAUCCCGCAAAGCAUGAUGCACUGUGGUGCCUAGGAAAUGCCCACACUUCACAUGCAUUCUUGACUCCCGACCGCGAUGCGGCACAGAUCCAGUUCAAGAAUGCGUCAGAAUGUUUCCAAAAAGCAGUAGAUGAGCAACCAGGAAAUGAGAUCUAUUGCAAGUCUUUGGAAGCCACAGCCAAGGCUCCAGAAUUGCACAUGGAGCUACAUAAACACGGGUUUGGUCAACAGGCUAUGGGUGGAGCUUCUUCUGCUGCUACUAAUGCAAAGAAGGGGAAGAAGGGUAAGAAUAGCGAUCUAAAGUAUGACAUAUUUGGGUGGAUAAUACUUGCUGCUGGAAUUGUCGCAUGGGUGGGAAUGGCCAAGUCUCAUGUUCCUCCACCUCCUCCAAGAUAAGCCGAAAAUUAUUUUUUUGUCGUGCAUGGAUGUUAGUAACAUCUGCUGAAGGAUGCAAUUUUUCAGAGACAGACCAAGCUGAUACUUGUAGUGAAUUGAAAUUUGAGGCAUACGUAUGACGUCUAUAUAUUAAUUUUUACUUGGUAAUGUUAUUGUGGUGUUAAAUUGGAUGUUAAGGUUAUCUUUAAUAUGAAUUCCUGUUUUUGCUUUA